AGACCCCAAAACACAGCUUAAAGUAGAAGAAAGGUGUUUCUAUCACAAAGAUUAGACCGGUUUGCGAUCAGUGAACAGCCAAAUUCGACUUUGUACUACGGUCUCUGUCUGUCCGGAGAUCGGUUGAUCGGUAAACUCAAACAGGUUUGAAUGUGUGGUGGUGUAAAUCAUGCCGGCUCAAGAAGUAAAUAAAGAUUUGCAGCAUGAACGGGACAAGUGCACAUUUAAUCAAGAGGAGUUCACUCUCUGGUGGGUGGGAGGAAUCGAGAAGCUGGAUGAAAAGCGAUUUAUAGAAAACUACUACAUCAGCCAACCCGAGUUUCACGACAAGAUUCCACUGCACUACGUGUCUCAUCAAGAAACUUACGAAGAAACGGUCCGGAAAGCAACGGUAAUCUACACCAAGGUCAAAAAACUACUCCAAGAGCAGGGAAAAUAUGAUGCUAAGAACUACGUCCCUCUGUUGGACGCCCUGCUGGGAGCUGGAGUCAUCAAAGAGGGCAGCCCGCUAAGGUUGCACUUCGUCAUGUUCAUUCCGGCAAUAAUCGGUCAAGGUACGGCGGAACAACAGCAGAAGUGGCUCGGUAGGGCUCUGAAUUGCGAAAUAAUCGGAACGUACGCACAAACGGAACUUGGGCAUGGUACAUUCCUGCGGGGUCUGGAAACCACUGCCACGUUCGAUGAACGAACGGACGAAAUCGUACUCAAUAGUCCGUCGCUGACGGCGUACAAAUGGUGGCCGGGUGCAUUGGCACAGACCGUCAAUUACUGUAUUGUUAUGGCACAGUUGUACUCGAAAGGAAAACGAUAUGGGGUUCAUGCAUUUUUGGUUCAGGUUCGUGAUGAGGAGACACAUAUGCCCCUUCCGGGGCUAGAGAUAGGCGAUAUUGGUCAUAAGAUGGGCUUCAAAGGAGUUAAUAAUGGAUAUUUGGGAUUUAAACACUAUCGAAUUCCUCGAAGUAAUAUGCUUAUGAGGAACGCUCAACUGCUUCCGGAUGGAACGUACGUGAAGCCAGUUACACCUGUGUUGACCUACGGAACGAUGGUUUUUGUGCGAGUGAUCAUCGUCAGUCAAAUGGCACAGAACUUAGCUAGAGCUGCUACCAUAGCUAUUAGAUAUUCCUGUGUGCGUCGGCAGAGUGUAAUUAAUCCGGAACAACCAGAGGUUCAAGUAAUCGACCAUCUAACUCAGCAAGAGAAGCUACUGCCUCAAGUUGCCAAAGCAAUUGCGUUGAAGCUGACCGCCGACAAUCUGUGGCAGAUGUAUCAGGAGACGACAUCGGAUUUAAACUCCGGCAAGCUGGAUCGGCUGCCAGAGCUGCAUGCCAUCGCGUGCUGUUUGAAGUUCGUGUCGACAUUCGAUGCUGCCAAGGGAAUAGAGGUUUGUCGUCUGGCUUGCGGAGGUCACGGAUAUCUGUCCUCUGCUAAUUUCAUGACGUUCUACACGGUUGCUACGGCUGCUUCAACGUAUGAAGGCGAAAAUACUGUACUUUUGCUGCAAACUGCCAGGUACUUAAUUAAAAUGUGGAAUGAUGCCCUUAAAGGACGCAAACUUACGCCGACAGUUCAGUAUCUUGCUGCCUACGUUGGCAAAGCAUCCAAGCAAAUUGCUUGGAGUGAUUCAAUUCCGGUUAUCGUUACGGCAUUCCAAGCGAUAGCUGCCAAUCGCUUGGCUCAAGCCAAUGCCCACAUCGAACAACGGAAACGGGCAGGGCUGACUGCCGAGGAAGCUACCAACCGAACCGGAUUGGAACUGGUACGCGCAGCGGAGCUGCAUGGUCGGGCGUUCGUUCUGCAGUCCGUUUAUGAAUUGGUCGAACUCUUUUGCCAGACAGCUUCCGCUCCGUUGGCCGAAGUGUUACGCGAUCUUUGCAAGUUGGUGGCUUACGAUGAAGCCCUCAAAGUGGCUGGUGAUUUGAUGAGGUUCACGACUAUGUCCGAGAGCGAUUUCGUCAGACUGCAGCAACUAUAUGAGGCCACGUUGGUUGCCAUCCGACCGAACGCCGUUGGAAUUGUGGAUGCCUUUGACUAUCCGGAUUUUGUGCUUGGUUCUGCUCUUGGAGCGUAUGACGGUAAUGUCUAUGAACGAUUGCUCGAGGAUGCUAAGAAGAGUCCGUUAAAUCAGGAACCGGUGAACAAAACAUUUGAACUGUACCUUAAACCUUUUAUGCGAGGCAAACUGUAAGACACCAGACAGCCCUAAGUCUUAAGGAUGAUCUUCGGAAGGGGAAAUAAAACCAUUUUGUUGUUAAUUUUAAGUCGAACUUGAUUUAUUGACUAUUAAACAUGGGAAUUCAGCAGAUAAAAUUAUGUUCGUUGGUUUUACCACAAGGAAACAAUACUACAUUAAAGUUAUAAAUAAAAACAUCA
Molecule: messenger RNA, 2370 nt
Organism: Sabethes cyaneus
Lineage: Eukaryota; Metazoa; Arthropoda; Insecta; Diptera; Culicidae
Product: probable peroxisomal acyl-coenzyme A oxidase 1
Exons: 8
Coding region: 170-2185 (671 amino acids)
Biological process (GO): lipid homeostasis; fatty acid beta-oxidation using acyl-CoA oxidase
Cellular component (GO): peroxisome
Molecular function (GO): FAD binding; fatty acid binding; acyl-CoA oxidase activity
Source: RefSeq, a predicted model, not a curated record